Falco peregrinus (peregrine falcon) is the source of this 418-nucleotide messenger RNA. Its product is annotated as mucin-4-like. The coding region runs from base 12 to 323 and encodes 103 amino acids. The record is from RefSeq and is a predicted model, not a curated record. The transcript is spliced from 4 exons. Lineage: Eukaryota; Metazoa; Chordata; Aves; Falconiformes; Falconidae.
CCCGGGUGUCCAUGCUGCACUCCGCCUUCCCCAACCAGCACGGCGCCGGCGUCCGCUGCCUGUACGACAGCCAGAGCCAGCUGAUCGAGGGGCGGCAGGAGAGGUACUGGAGGUCCUCCAGGCAGGCAUCGCCAUACCGUGACCAGGAGCUGAAGUUGUAUGACUGGUGCUGUAACCAGGCGGGCAGUGCCCACCUCUGCGCCCGCUACACCGAGAAGAGACCGAAGAUUGGCUGUGAUGGAUACCAGUCACCUGACACGGCAGGUUCCUCGGAGGAGACAGAGAGUGACUCGGAGGAGCAGAGAGACGGAGAGCACGAGUAACUGGAGCAUUACACACCGGCAGCAAGGUCUGGGCCAUGGCUGAUCAUCUGAGUCCUUUGCUCCUGCUCAUCUUGUGUCCCCCUGCUUCCCCCAGA